AUGGGUGUUCUUCAAGGUGGAAUGAAGUGUGUGAAAUAUUGCACAUUUUUCUUCAACUUUAUAGUAUUCGUUUUUGGUCUAUUUUUGGCUGGCUUCGGUGGGUAUUUGCUGUAUCAACUGAGUUUCUACAGCAACCAGUUUGGGGAUGUGGUCAAAGUUUUCUCCAUCGCCGUCAUUGUGCUGGGAUUUAUCAUUUUUGUCGUUGGUUUUCUCGGGUGCUGCGGGGCCUGCUACGAAAGUCCUUGUAUGCUCAUUACGUUCGCCGUCAUUGUGGCAAUUCUUUUGUGCCUCCAGAUUGCUGUAGCUGUGUUUGCUUUUAUGUACAAGGAUGAGUUGAUGGACUUCCUUUCAAAGCGUUUUGAAGAGGUUUUUAGCGAUCCUGACACCACUUUCAGACAGCAGAUUGAGCGAGAGCUUCAGUGCUGCGGUUUCAAGAUGCCCGAUGUGAACUGCGGCUUGUACGUGUUUCGAAAGUCCUGUUGGAGCGUAAUCACGGGCAAAGUUGAGUCCUCCAUGUAUAUCAUAAUUGCGACGGCAGGCGUCCUGUGCCUCAUUCAGAUCGCUGCCAUCAUCACCGCUUGCUGUCUGCAGUCCAAAAUUCGAAGUUAUGCGGUUUAUUAA
This is a messenger RNA of Echinococcus granulosus, 621 nucleotides long. RefSeq names its product integral membrane protein. Gene Ontology annotation, cellular component: membrane. The coding region runs from base 1 to 621 and encodes 206 amino acids. The transcript is spliced from 6 exons. The record is from RefSeq and is a predicted model, not a curated record. NCBI's taxonomy places the organism in Eukaryota, Metazoa, Platyhelminthes, Cestoda, Cyclophyllidea, Taeniidae.